Molecule: messenger RNA, 2181 nt
Organism: Knipowitschia caucasica
Lineage: Eukaryota; Metazoa; Chordata; Actinopteri; Gobiiformes; Gobiidae
Source: the annotation of a GenBank genome assembly
AUGGAGGACGACAGGUACAGAGACGGUCGGUCUGACUUCCUGCGUGGAGCUAAGGACAUCGCUAAAGUGGCGAAGAAGCAGGUGGGGAAGAAGGUGGGGCGCGGCGUGGACCGUGUGGCAGACGAGUACAGCCGCCGCUCUUACAAACGCUUUGAGGAAGAGGACGAUGACGAAGACUAUGGUGAGAGAGGAGACGCAGGCUACUACCGUAAUGACAGCGGCGCUGACGAGGAGGCGCACAGCGACUCCACUGAGGGCCACGAUGAAGAGGAGGAGAUCUACGAGGGGGAGUACCAGGGCAUCCCCCGAGCCCCGGGUAAAGGUCCUGCUCCGGAGCCUGAGACCUACAGGGACCUGGCUGUAGCAGAAGGAGAGAGGAGGAAGGACCAGGAGGAGCUGGCGGAACAAUACGAGACCAUCCUGCAGGAGUGUGGCCACGGCCGCUUCCAGUGGAGUCUGUACUUCUGUCUGGGCCUCGCUCUAAUGGCGGACGGCGUCGAGAUCUUCGUGGUCGGAUUCGUUCUUCCAUUCGCAGAGAAAGAUAUGUGUCUGUCUGAGCCCAACAAGGGCAUGCUGGGCCUGAUUGUGUACCUGGGGAUGAUGGUGGGGGCCUUCCUGUGGGGGGGGCUGGCGGACAGGAUCGGCCGCCGUCAGACGCUGCUCAUCUCUCUCUCCAUCAACAGCGUUUUCGCUUUUUUCUCAUCGUUCGUUCAAGGAUACAGCUCCUUCCUGUUGUGUCGCCUUCUGUCAGGAGUGGGGAUUGGAGGGUCCAUCCCCAUCGUCUUCUCGUACUACUCUGAGUUCUUGGCGCAGGAAAAACGAGGAGAACAUCUGAGCUGGCUCUGCAUGUUCUGGAUGAUCGGAGGAAUCUACGCCUCAGCCAUGGCCUGGGCCAUCAUCCCUCAUUAUGGCUGGAGCUUCCAGAUGGGGUCUGCGUACCAGUUCCACAGCUGGAGGGUGUUUGUUCUGGUCUGUGCUUUUCCAGCUGUCGCUGCCAUCUCUGCCCUGACCACCAUGCCAGAGAGCCCCCGCUUCUACCUGGAGAAUGGGAAACAUGACGAGGCCUGGAUGAUCCUGAAGCAGGUCCACGACACCAACAUGAGAGCGAAAGGUUAUCCAGAGCGAGUCUUCUCUGUGACCACCAUAAAGACCGUGAAGCCGAGGGACGAGUUUGUGAACAUCGGGGACGGAGCUCCAUGGUACGACAAGUGGAGGCUCAAACUCACAGCCCUCUUCCAUCAGGUGUGGGAGAACUUCCUGGCCGUGUUCUCGCCGCAGUAUCGUCGCACCACAUACAUGAUGAUGGCCGUCUGGUUCUCCAUGUCCUUCAGUUACUACGGCCUGACCGUGUGGUUUCCUGAUAUGAUCAAGUACCUUCAGAAACAGGACUACGCGUCUCGCACCAAAGUCUUCACCAAAGAAAAGGUGGAGCACAUGACCUUCAACUUCACUCUGGAGAAUCAGAUCCACCGCCAGGGAGCCUACUUCAACGACAAGUUUGUGAACCUAAAGAUGAAGUCGAUGGUCUUUGAAGAUUCUCUCUUUGAAGAAUGUUACUUUGAAGACGUGACGUCGAGCAACAGCUUCUUCAAGAACUGCACCUUCAUCGCUACAUUGUUCUACAACACGGACCUGUUUAAGUACCGGCUCGUGGGCAGUCGUCUCAUCAACAGUACUUUCAUGCACAACAAAGAGGGUUGUCUUCUGAGCGACGUGGGCGACGAUAACAACGCCUACAUGGUUUACUUCGUCAGCUUUUUGGGGACUUUGGCUGUUCUUCCCGGAAACAUCGUGUCUGCGCUGCUCAUGGACAAGGUCGGCCGUCUGCGUAUGCUAGCGGGCUCCAGUGUGAUCUCCUGCUUCAGCUGCUUCCUUCUGUCCUUUGGGAACAGUGAGUCGGCCAUGAUCGCUCUGCUCUGUCUGUUUGGAGGCAUCAGCAUCGCCUCCUGGAACGCUCUGGACGUCCUGACGGUGGAGCUGUACCCCUCAGACAAGAGAACCACUGCGUUCGGUUUCCUGAAUGCUCUGUGUAAACUGGCUGCGGUCCUUGGGAUCAGUAUCUUCACAUCGUUCGUGGGCAUCACUAAAGCGGUGCCUAUAAUGUUUGCCUCUGGGGCAUUGGCUGUAGGCAGCUUCCUGGCCCUCAAGCUCCCAGAGACCAGGGGCCAGGUUCUCAAGUAA